Penicillium macrosclerotiorum is the source of this 324-nucleotide messenger RNA. RefSeq lists its product as uncharacterized. Bases 1 to 324 code for a protein of 107 amino acids. The transcript has 2 exons. The record is from RefSeq and is a predicted model, not a curated record. Lineage: Eukaryota; Fungi; Ascomycota; Eurotiomycetes; Eurotiales; Aspergillaceae.
AUGUCUCGCCGACAAGGCCAUAAUAGGCUGAUGGCGGAAGAUCCUCCUGGACUACGCGAACCAGGCCAAGCUCCAUGCAUCGUGAUGGAGUACGAAGUGUUGGUUGAUCGACUACUACUGCACGCCCCGGACGCAUCGGACACAACCCAGCAGGUCGGAACUGGAGAUGGGGCAUCUCUGUUCCCCGAUGCUGUCUGUGUCCAGCUACCUUCCCGUUUCUAUCCGCGAUGCCGGCAGCCUAGAAGAGACUCGAAAAUCGCGACCCCCUGCCUGGAUGGGUUAAUCCUCUUCCGAGUGGAGGAGGUCCAUACCGAGGCACUUUGA